Zootoca vivipara (common lizard) is the source of this 3993-nucleotide messenger RNA. It is a transcript of the gene LMCD1, whose product is annotated as LIM and cysteine rich domains 1. Gene Ontology annotation, cellular component: nucleus. The record is from RefSeq and is a predicted model, not a curated record. Gene Ontology annotation, molecular function: transcription corepressor activity; zinc ion binding. Lineage: Eukaryota; Metazoa; Chordata; Lepidosauria; Squamata; Lacertidae.
GCAGUCUCCUCGCGCGAAGCAGCUGGGCGAGCGCUGCCUCCACAGCUGGAGAACGGCGCGGCUCUGCUCGCUCCAUCCUUUCCCUCAGGGGGUUAAAAAGAGAGCCGAAGAACCUUGAGGAUGAAAGCCUCACUUCGCAUUGGCUGGAAAAGUUUGAAGCCCUCUCUGAUUGGCUGGCAGGGUGUUUAAAGGAGUUGUGAGCUCCAAUUAAAGGGGUUCCGUGCAGGCGGCUUGUGAAUAAACGCUGGGCAUUGGAACGUGGGAUUUGCUAAUAGCUCCCGGGGCUCCUCGGUACCUACAGCAGUUUGCGAUUUUUACUCACUUCAAGGCUGUUGUCCCAGCUAAAGAAUUACAGCAAUAAAUAUUUGCACGCCUCAGGCAGAUUCAAAUAGGAGGAAGCGCGAAGAGGGGAAGCCAAGCUGAAGAAUGGAUCUGAGUUCAGGAAUCCAAAAGGUGUCCAUCAGCCAGCAACCAUCAGGAAGAGGUGUGCCAUGUUUAAGAUGUAGAGGGAUGUGCAGUGGCUUUGAGCCACAUUCUUGGAGGAAAAUAUGCAAGUCAUGUAAAUGCAGCCAGGAAGAUCACAGUCUGGGCUCCGAUGCAGAAGAUGAUCGGAAAAUUGGCCGCUUGCUCUCCGAUUCGAAAUAUUCUUCGCUAACUGCCCGGGUGAAAGGAGGUGAUAGUGUUCGCAUCUAUAAAAGGAACCGUAUGAUUAUCACUAAUCCUAUCGUGUCUCGGAAGGAUCCAACAUUUAACACUAUUACAUACGAAUGGGCUCCACCUGGACUGACUCAGAAGCUGGCUACCCAGUACAUGGAACUGAUUUCAAAAGAAAUGCAGCCAGUGGCUGGUACAGAAGGUGCUUAUUAUCGUCGCAGGAGGUUGAUGAGACAGCUUCCUAUUUAUGACCAGGAUCCUUCCCACUGCCGGGGCCUUUCAGAGAGUGAAAUAAAGUUGAUGGAGGACUUCGUGAAGAAAUACAAAGAUGGCGUUCUUGGCGUCGGGGAAGUUGCACUGCCAGGUCAUGGAGGAACUGCCAAAGACGAUGGGAAGCAACCUGAUAAAGGCAUUCGGGCAAGUAAAGAAGUUGUUUCUACCAAUGGAACCCUGGGUGACAUGCCUAAGGGGCAGGAAUUGUUCUGUGACCUCUGCAAGCAGGUGCUGCCUUCAGAAUCCCCUGUGGUAUAUGCCAGCAGAGGAGGCUAUGAUCGUCAGUGGCACCCUGCAUGCUUUGUGUGUUGCAAGUGUUCCGAACCGCUUGUGGAUCUGAUCUACUUCUGGAACAAUGGGGCCAUCUGGUGUGGGCGCCAUUACUGUGAGAGCAUAAGGCCACGCUGUGCGGCCUGCGAUGAGAUAAUAUUUUCUGAGGACUACCAGCGAGUCGAAGGCCUCACCUGGCACAAGCAACACUUUACCUGCCUGGAGUGUGAGACCUUGCUGACAGGCCAACCAUUCAUCCUGGAUGCAGCCAACCUGCUGUGUACAACUUGUAGUAAAAACAAGCAUCCAUAGUCAGCAUGAAGUUUCUCAAACCAAAGUUUUCAUUUUCUGAUGCCAUCCAGAUUUGAAUUAAUGGGAUAAAAACACAGUGAAGGGGGGGGGGGACAAGUGAAGAAAGUCACUUCAUAGUGGCUUUGGACUACUAUGGCUAUUUACAAUCAUGUUAUCCUGGGAAAUGAGGUGGGAAAUGAUGACAGGGGAGCAAACACAUCAGGGCGAAAUCUAGAGAAUGGUAUGUUCUAGCUCUUUCUAGAGAUAUAUAAACUAAUGUUCUGGAAACCAAUGCCCCCAAUGUUCAAUUACUGAUCGACUGCAUGUUACAAUAACUAAUCAAGGGUCUCUAGAAACAUGCAGAAUUCUUAAUUUUGCUGUCGGGGCUCAAUACUUUUCUUGUUAUGAAAGUGUUGUAUUUAUAGAUCGAAACCACCACAGUAACUCCAGCCACGUUAGUGGCUUUAAAGAAUGGAACUAAGUGGAAAACAUAUAUAACCCCGACGUUCCCAAGAGCUUCCUCUUCUUUGUUGUAAUGACCGACUUCUCAGAUGCAAGGGAUCUGCUUAUUAACUUGUGUUUACAAGUCAAGUACUGUUAAGAUUACUAUAGUAAACUGUUUGUCUUCAUGUUCUUCAAGAUAUUGGUGUAAUAAUGGCUUGUGCAGGGCGAUUGGAAUAGAUGUAUAUUGCAACUGGCAUUCAAAUAAUUCUAGCUAUAGCUAUAGCUGUUUUUAAAGCAAAAUGUGUUUGCCUUACGCUUAGUUUCCAAUGGGCUAUAUGGGGAUGGGUAAAUGGUUUGUGUUGGUUGUUAGUCUGUCACGUAUAUUCUUUUUCUGGCCCCAAUUAAUUUGUUACAUACUUUCAUACCUAUAAAAAUCUGCCACGUGGAGCAGUUCUAUUGCAACAGCCAAAACACAGGAAGGAGGGAUGAGUAACUGGUUUGUGCUCAACAGUUUCUUGACUCUUGGAACUCCACUCCUUCUAUUUAUCUUCAUUGAAACUGGAGGAUGAGCUCAAAUGUUGGCAUAAGCACAGUUGCUCAUAUGCUUUGGUGACUUAGAAAUAAUAAUGAACCUGGGCAUUAUGUCAACUGAGCCUAGGGCUUGCCAAUCAGAAGGUUGGCGGUUCGAAUCCCUGCGACGGGGUGAGCUCCCGUUGCUCGGUCCCUGCUCCUGCCCACCUAGCAGUUUGAAAGCACGUCAGAUUGCAAGUAGAUUAAUAGGUACCACUCCGGUGGGAAGGUAAACGGUGUUUCCAUGCACUGCUCUGGUUCACCAGAAGCGGCUUAGUCAUGCUGGCCACAUGACCCAGAAAAACUGUCUGCGGACAAACGCCAGCUCCCUUGGCCUAUAGAGCAAGAUGAGUGCCGCAACCCCAGAGUCGUCUGCAACUGGACCUUAGGGUCCUUUACCUUUACCUUUACUGGAUCCUAUUAUAGAUAUGGAGACCUUCAAGUCCUUCUGAAUCUUUAUUUACAGUAUUCUGCCUAAUAUUUGUGAUGAGACUCUCGUCAGCCUAAACAGUAUGAUGUUAAGAAAACAGCAUGUGAUCAUGAACAUUAUCCAAGGCACAUCCAACAAGAUGUGGAUUGACUCUUGUGAUAAGAGUACGUUAGAACAUGUAAAGUCUAUCUAGUUCCCAAUUGUUCGUUUGCUUGGGGUUAGCAGCAAAGCCAAUAUUGGUUGCAUGUCUUUAUAUAGCUGAGACUUUAACUCAGAUUAAUCCCAUUUAUAACAGAUAACCAAGAGAACCCUCAGAAGCUAUGGAAACAAUUUUGUCGUUACUAGUUCUGUAAAUAGUUGGUUUGGUUGACUAGUCCAGCAACAAUCGCCAAUAUGCUAUAAGCAUCUGUCGGGAUACAGUGGGAGCAGAAGUUACUUGAGGUGAAGAACUGGAAAAUAAUUUCAAAUAAUUCUUCUUAUUUGAGACAUAACACAUAUUAGAUGCGUGUAUUUUGCUUUCAGACAUAUAAUCAGUGUGACUGCUUAACGAAUUUAUGGAAACUAGGUAUGUACAAAGCAUAAGCUUAUCCAGUAAAUUUAGUUUUGGACAACGUUUUUGGGCAGCACAGGAGAACUCCAUUGGGCCUGUUAUAUAUGCACAGUGAGUUUCUGGGUUGAAAAUAAAAACUGCAAUCCAUUGAUGCAGCUAUAUAUACCUCCUCGAGAGCCAUUACAAUGUGUGCCUCUGAACUCGCUUGGGGUGCACCCAUUUUAGUAGUGCUUACAUGUGACACCUACCUGUGGCUGUAAAUGUAAAUGCACCAAUGAAUAUAUUCAUUUAUUUACCCCCUCCCCUCCAAUGUGAGUACUUAAAAUCUGGAGCAAAAAUAAAAUGCACAACUGGUUUGGACAAUGGUAGCUGAUGUGGAAAUAGAUACUUAAACAGAAUUUCUUAGCUGGUGGUCACUGGUAAAAGAAGAAAAAAUCCCCACAAUUUAAUAUCUGAUUCCACCUGGUAUAAAAAUAAUUACUUUAAAAUCAAUGCAGCACUCUUAAUACUU